Neoarius graeffei (lesser salmon catfish) is the source of this 2995-nucleotide messenger RNA. Its product is annotated as tripartite motif-containing protein 16-like. The transcript has 6 exons. Gene Ontology annotation, molecular function: zinc ion binding; protein binding. Bases 70 to 1728 code for a protein of 552 amino acids. Lineage: Eukaryota; Metazoa; Chordata; Actinopteri; Siluriformes; Ariidae. The record is from RefSeq and is a predicted model, not a curated record.
AUUCUCUCUCUCUUUCUCCGUCUCUCUCUCUCUGUCUCUCUGUGCGCGUGUGUGAGUGAGUGCAAGAAAAUGGCAGAAGCCAGUAUUUCAGUAGAUCAGGAUCAGUUCAUCUGUCCAGUGUGUCUGGAUCUCCUGAAGGAUCCUGUGACUAUUCACUGUGGUCACAGUUUCUGUAAGGUGUGUAUUAAUAGCUGCUGGAAUCAGGAAGAUCUGAAGGGCGUCUACAGCUGCCCCCAGUGCAGAGAGACUUUCACCCCAAGGCCUGUUCUACGCAGAAACAACAUUUUGGCUGACAUGGUGGAGAAACUGAAGAAGACUGAAUUCCAAGCUGCUUCUCCUGCUCACUGUUACGCUGGACCUGGAGAUGUGGAGUGUGAUUCCUGCACUGGGAGAAAAUACAAAGCCGUCAAGUCCUGUCUGGUGUGUCUGGCCUCCUAUUGUGAAGCUCAUCUUAAACCUCACUAUCAGUCUCCUGCCUUUAAGAAGCACAAGUUAGUUGAAGCCUGUGCAGAGCUCCAAGAGAAGAUCUGCUCUGAGCAUGAUAAAGUAAUUGAGAUCUUUUGUCACACUGACCAAAGCUUCAUCUGUUAUUUGUGUACGAUGGAUGAACAUAAAGGUCAUGAGACUGUUUCCACGAAAGCAAAAAGAAGUGAAAAACAGAAUGAGCUAAAGGAGGAGCAGAUGAAAUCCCAGCAGAGGAUCCAAGAGAAGAAGAAGAAGGUGAAAGAGCUGAAACAGACUGUGGACACUAUUAAGAAGCGUUCACAGGCAGCAGUAGAUGACAGUGAGAGGAUCUUUACUGAGAUGAUCAGCUCCAUGGAGAAAAGGCGCUCGGAGAUGACGGAGCUGAUCAGAGGUCAGGAGAAAGCUGAACUGAGUCGAGCUGAACGACUCCUGAAGCAACUGGAGCAGGAGAUUGCUGAUCUUCAGAGGAGAGUCACUGAGCUGGAGCAGCUUUCACACACACACGAUCACAUCCACUUCCUCCAGAGUUUCCAGUCUCUCUGUGUUUCUCCUGGAUUUGAGGACUUCCCAAUCACUGUCAAUCAACAUUUGUCAUUUGAUGGAGUGAAGAAAUCUCUCUCAGAUCUGAGGAACCAAGUUGAAGAAAUCUGUGAGGAGGAAUUCAACAGAAUCUCUCUACAAGCUGCAGCAGUUCGGGUGACUUUACCCUCAGAAUUGAAAAGCAGAGAAGAUUUUCUGCACUAUUUCUGUUAUCUGACUCUGGAUCCAAACACAGCACAUCAUCAGCUCAUUCUCUCUGAGAAGAACAGAGUGGUGACACGCAGUAAGACACAACAAUACUCUGAUCAUCCAGAUAGAUUUACCACUUACACUCAGGUGUUGUGUAAGGAGAGUGUGUGUGGACGCUGUUACUGGGAGGUGGAGUGGAGUGAUAAUGUGGUCAUAUCCAUCUCAUAUAAAGAGAUCACCAGGAAAGGAGGAGGUAAUGAAUGUAUGUUUGGAUGCAACAGUCAGUCCUGGAGUCUGCGUUGUUCUUCAUCUGUCUCUUUCUGGCACAACAACAUUGAGACUGUGCUCCGAGGUCCAGCAUCCUCCAGAAUAGGAGUGUAUGUGGAUCACAGUGCAGGAACUCUGUCCUUCUACAGCGUCUCUGACACAAUGAGGCUCCUCCACAAAGUCCACACCACAUUCACUGAGCCUCUAUACCCUGGGUUCUGGCUCCUCAAGUUUAACUCGAUUGUGAAGUUACUUGAUCCAAAAUGAAAUGUAUCGUCAUCAUAAUGACUGAGUGAAACAUGAACUGGUCAAAUGUUCUUUGAGGAAAACUUGCACAAUAAAUCUCAGGUCCUCAGGUUGGAGAAAGAUUUCACCUUUCAACAUAACAGUGACCCAAAACACAUCCAAAUCAAUGUGUUUGGACAAGUGUGUGAAUGUUGUUGAGUGGCCCAGCCAGAACCUGGACAUGAAUCCAAUUUAAUAUCUCUGAGAUCUGAAAACAAAGUGGAAAUAAGAAGUGGUAUACAUGAGUAAAAUAAGAACAUACAGUAUGUUUGUAAAUAAUACUACUGCUACUAUUCAAGUGUCUUUGUCUUACUAAUUCUUUAUCUUCUUUUUUUGGCUGCUCCUUAUUAGGGGUCGCCACAGCAGAUCUUUUGUCUCCAUUGCUCCUUGUCUUCCGCAUCCUUCUCUACCACACCUGCGACUUUCAUGUCCUCUCUCACCACAUCCAUGCAUCUCCUCUUUGGGCUUCCUCAUUUUCAUGUGCCUGGCAGCUUCAUCCUCAACAUUCUCCUUCCAACAUGCUCUGCAUCUCUUCUCAGGAUGUGCCCAUACCAUCACAGUCUCAUCUAUCUUAGCUUAAUUCCCAAGCUCUCCACAUGUGCUGUCCCUCUGAUGUGCUCGUUCCUUAUCCUGUCCAACCUUGUCACUCCCAUCGCAAACCUUAACAUCCUCAACUCCGCCACCUCCAACUUUGCCUCCUGUCUCUUCGUUAAGGGUACAGUCUCCAAUCCAUACAUCACAGCUGGUCUCACUACUGUCUUAUACAUCUUACCGUUCACUUUUGCUGGGACUUUCCUAUCACAAAUGACUCCCGAAAUCCUUCUCCAACUGCUCCACCCUGCCUGCACUCUCUUUCUCACCUCACUAUCGCAGCCCCUAUUUUCCUGCACAGUUGACCCCAGGUACUUGAAUUCACCAACUUUCUUUACGUCUACUCCUUGCAUCUUCACUACACUCUCAUCCCCAUUCUCAUUGAUGCACAUGUAUUCUGUUUUGCUACUGCUCACCUUCAUUCCUCUUCAUACCAAUGCAUACCUCCAUCUCUCCAAACCCAGCUCAACCUCCUUUCUACUUUCACCGCAUAUCACAAUAUCAUCCGCAAGCAUCAUGUGCCAUGUCUUACAAAUUCUUUAUAAGAUUCCUAUUUAAAUGAAUGUUAGUUCAGGCCAGUCUGACAUCUUGUUCUUGCUGAAAUAUAAUGCGUUGUAGUAAUAAGCCUAUUAACAAUAAAACAAACACAGUAUUUCAA